AUGCAUAUUACCCAUGAAUGGUAUGAACAAGGUGACCUUACCAUUGGCGCCAUAGUGUCUCAUAUCCUUUACGUAUUCCCCAGCAUUUCCUUCCAUCAACACCCAUCUCACGACUUUAUUGACAAUCCAGUGGUGAUUAGAAAGUUCUACCAACACAUCCUCGCCUUGGUGUUUGCUGUUGAUGAAAUCAAUGGGAAUCCCAAGAUCUUGCCCAAUGCCACGCUUGGAUUCCACAUCUAUGAUAGCUGUUUUGAUUCAAGGAUGACCUACCAAAACACUCUGGAUCUGCUCUUUAAAUCACUUCACUUUGUCCCCAACUACAUAUGUGGAAAUCAGAAAAAAAUAGUAGGAGUCAUUGGGGGACUUAGCUCUGACACCUCCUCAUCCAUGGCAGAUGUCUUAGGCAUUUACAAAAUCCCACAGAUUUCAUAUGGUUCAUUUGAACCGGCCAUAAAUGAUCACAUCAAAUUCGCUUCCUUUUAUCGCAUGGUCCCCAAUGAAGAUCUUCAGUACAAGGGAAUUAUCCAGUUACUUCUGCAUUUCAGAUGGAAAUGGGUUGGGCUCAUGACUCCAGCUAAUGAAGCUGGAGAUCAGUUCUUGCAGACCAUUGAACCAAUGCUUUUCAAGAAUGGAAUCUGUUCAGCGUUCACAGAAAGAACCGAAAACUCUUUGCAUUUCAGCGGUAACAUAUUUGAUAUAGUGGAUCAAUCAAAGCUUUUCUCGCAAAAUUUCAUGAAAAGCAAAGCAAAUGCAGUUGUUAUAUAUGGAGAAAGUACAUCUAUUAUAUGGCUUACAGGUGUUAUAAUUCCAAAGAUUAUGAUUCGGCUAAUUCUUCAGCAAUUUGCGGGGAAAGAACCUGAAUGGAAAGUAUGGAUUACAGCAGCCCAAAUAGAUUUCAUAUCAAAUCAAAUUUUCAGUAAAGUUAUUGACAUUAAUAUACAAAUGCUCCAAGGUGCUAUAUCCAUUACGAUUCACUCCAAGGAGAUUCAAGACUUCUCAAACUUUCUGCAGGAUGUAAAGCCUUCUGGACAAGAUGAAGAUGGUUUUAUCAAGCAUUUCUGGGAACAAUCGUUUGGUUGUUCACUUUCAAACGCUACUGUAAUGGCAGGCAUUAUGGGUACAUGUACUGGAGAGGAAUUGCUGGAGAACCUCCCUACACCAUAUUUUGAAAUGAGCAUGACCGGCCACAGCUACAAUAUCUAUAAUGCUGUCUAUGCUCUGGCACAUGCCUUACAUAUUAGGUGCUCAUCUGAAGCCAUCUGCAAAAGGACAAUUGACGGAAACAGACUCUUUCUUCAGAACGUAGAGCCUUGGCAGCUGCACUCAUUUCUGCACAGAAUCUCAUUCAACAACAGUGCUGGGGAUGAAAUCACAUUAAAUGAACAUGGAGAAUUAGCAGGUGGAUUUGAUAUUACAAACCUGAUCACUUUCCCAAAUACUUCCUAUGUUAGAGUCAAAGUCGGAAAGCUGGAUCCUCAGGCUCCUCCUGGAAAAGAGCUCACCAUUAAUGGGGACAGAAUCCAAUGGCACAGAGCCUUCACUCAGGUGCCACCCCUUUCAUUAUGUAAUGCCAACUGUCUUCCUGGUUAUGAGAAGAAAAAGAAGGAGGGCAAGAAGUUCUGUUGUUAUGCUUGUGAUCCAUGUCCUCAUGGGAUGUUCUCAAAUGAGACUGCUAUGGUACUUGGCAUUUUCAUUAAGCACCGGAACACUGCCAUCGUCAAAGCCAAUAACAGAAGCCUCACUUACAUUCUCCUCAUCUCCCUCCUCUUGUGUUUCCUCUGCUCCUUGAUGUUCAUUGGAAUGCCUAAUAAGGCAACCUGCCCACUCCGACAAACGGCUUUUGGCAUUGUCUUCUCUGUGGCCCUCUCCAGCAUCUUGGCCAAGACUAUUUCAGUGGUUUUGGCAUUCAUGGCUACCAAGCCAGAUUCCACAAUCAGGAAGUGGGUAGGCAAAAAACUGGCUUACUCCAUUGUCCUUUCCUGCUCUGUGAUUCAAGUAGGAAUCUGUGCCUUCUGGCUGGCAACCUCUGCCCCAUUCCCAGAUGUGGACAUGCACUCAAGCAGUGAAGAAAUUAUAUUCUUAUGUAAUGAAGGGUCAGUUCUCAUGUUCUAUGGUGUUUUGGGCUACAUGGGGUUCCUGGCCAUUAUCAGCUUCACUGUGGCCUUCUUAGCCAGGAAGUUGCCAGACAGCUUCAAUGAAGCCAAGUUCAUCACCUUCAGCAUGCUGGUCUUCUGCAGUGUUUGGUUCUCCUUUAUUCCUACGUAUUUGAGCACCAGAGGAAAAUACAUGGUGGCUGUGGAGAUCUUCUCCAUCUUGGCUUCCAGUGCUGGGCUGCUGGGUUGCAUCUUUUCCCCUAAAUGCUACAUUAUUGUGGUGAGGCCUGAGCUGAAUAACAGAGAGCAGCUGAUACGGAGGAAGAUGUAA
This is a messenger RNA of Podarcis raffonei (Aeolian wall lizard), 2424 nucleotides long. Its product is annotated as vomeronasal type-2 receptor 26-like. Bases 1 to 2424 code for a protein of 807 amino acids. The transcript has 6 exons. The record is from RefSeq and is a predicted model, not a curated record. NCBI's taxonomy places the organism in Eukaryota, Metazoa, Chordata, Lepidosauria, Squamata, Lacertidae. Gene Ontology annotation, molecular function: G protein-coupled receptor activity. Gene Ontology annotation, biological process: G protein-coupled receptor signaling pathway. Gene Ontology annotation, cellular component: membrane.